UACCAAGGGCUAGAGUGUGUGUUGGACUAUGUGUGCGUGUGUGUGUGUUUGUAAGUUCUGUAUAUGUAUUUCCAAGCUUUUAUAGAGUGUAAUGUUUAAUUAUUGGUGUUUAGUGUGUUUGCAGAGUAGGUCUACAGUGUCAGAUUAUGAGAGGCAAUUGAUGAGAGUGACUGUAAAUGUGUAAGUGUUAGAUCCACAGGUGUGUGUGUGUGUGUGUGUGAAUACAAAAAGUGUGUUUGCUGUUGUGUGCAUUGCUGUGAACAUUGAGGAUGUCCAACUCCACCACCAACUUCUACGCCCUGUCCCAGUCCUUCAGCUUCUCUGACGUUUUUGUCAUAGUCACAUACUUUCUCCUCAACCUCGCUGUCGGCAUCUGGUCAUCAUGCAGGGUGAGCAGGAAUACUCUGAGCGGAUACUUCUUGGCUGGACGAGACAUGGCCUGGUGGCCGAUUGGAGCGUCUCUCUUUGCCAGUUCAGAGGGCUCAGGUCUGUUUAUCGGCCUCGCCGGCACCGGAGCUGCUGGAGGGAUCGCUGUCGCUGGUUUUGAAUGGAAUGCCACCUAUGUGCUGCUGGCUCUGGCCUGGGUGUUUGUGCCUGUCUACAUCUCCUCAGGGGUUAGUUUGCAUACACACCACAGUCUAUGAUACACACACACAUACACUCAAACGGGUCCAUAAAUGCACUGGGAUUCUCUAAGUCGUCUUUCCCUAAUUCCUGAUGAUUUCUCCUUCACAUCUCUCCCCAACCCCAUUAACUUUUUCCCUGAGGUUAAGGAAUAGUGAUUAGGAAAUAACUAGAGCUGUUUUUUUUUUUUGACAAUUCGACCGCAACCCAUGUCUGCUUGUCAAGGCUGGUUCACAAGGUGCAUUUAGGUGUCAAAAGACAUUCCUUGCCAGCCAGCACUCCCCACCUUGAAAAUUCCCCAACAGGGUGUUAAC
Notothenia coriiceps (black rockcod) is the source of this 938-nucleotide messenger RNA. Its product is annotated as sodium/glucose cotransporter 5-like. Gene Ontology annotation, molecular function: D-glucose:sodium symporter activity. Gene Ontology annotation, biological process: transmembrane transport. The transcript is spliced from 4 exons. Lineage: Eukaryota; Metazoa; Chordata; Actinopteri; Perciformes; Nototheniidae. The coding region runs from base 270 to 644 and encodes 124 amino acids. The record is from RefSeq and is a predicted model, not a curated record. Gene Ontology annotation, cellular component: plasma membrane.